This is a messenger RNA of Hordeum vulgare subsp. vulgare (domesticated barley), 2957 nucleotides long. RefSeq names its product endoplasmic reticulum metallopeptidase 1-like. NCBI's taxonomy places the organism in Eukaryota, Viridiplantae, Streptophyta, Magnoliopsida, Poales, Poaceae. Gene Ontology annotation, molecular function: metalloexopeptidase activity. The record is from RefSeq and is a predicted model, not a curated record. Gene Ontology annotation, biological process: proteolysis. The transcript has 14 exons. The coding region runs from base 88 to 2817 and encodes 909 amino acids.
ACCUCACGGAAAUCCUCCGACUCCGACGCAGCAACUCCGCUCUGCUGGACACUUCGGCCGGCGUUUCACUACAUUUAAACACGCAGAAUGCCUCGAGAGCGAGCUUCUUCUGUCUCAACCCACAAGAAGCCUAAAGUUGAUGCGGCAGUCGUUUCUGAUAAAGAUAAUGUCAGCCAGAGGAGGAGCGCAUAUUUGUUGCUGGGGUUGUUUAUAGUUUUCUUUCACGGGUCCUGGUCAGUUUACCGUAUGCAGUUUGCAAAUCUUCCUUUGCCCCUUAAUGCUGAGCAGGCUGGUAAGCGGGGGUUCUCAGAGGCUUCUGCCCUUGAGCAUGUGAAGUACUUGACAGGCCUGGGUCCUCAUCCAGUUGGUUCAGAUUCCCUUGAUCUUGCUGUGAAGUAUGUAUAUGCAGAAGCAGAGAAAAUAAAGAAGACAGCUCACCCGGACGUUGAUGUUCAAUUGGAGCUAUUCCACACAGACAUUGGUGCAAAUCGUUUAACCGGGGGCCUUUUCAAGGGAAAAACAAUCUUGUAUGCAGACCUUAAGCACGUGAUUCUCAGAUUUGUUCCAAAGUAUUUACCGGAAGCUGAGGAAAAUUUGAUUCUUGUCUCUUCUCAUAUUGACACAGUUUUCACAACGGGAGGUGCUGGAGAUUGCAGUUCAUGUGUAGGAGUCAUGCUAGAGCUUGCACGGGGAGUGAGUCAGUGGGCUCAUGGGUUUAAGAGUGGUGUCCUAUUUCUAUUCAACUCAGGGGAAGAAGAGGGUCUUGUCGGGGCCCAUAGUUUUAUAACUCAGCACCACUGGAGAAACUCGGUACGUUUUGCUAUUGAUUUGGAAGCUAUGGGUAUCGGUGGGAAAUCCACACUUUUUCAGGGUACUCACCAAUGGGCUUUGGAGAGCUUUGCCGCUGUUGCGAAAUACCCUUCUGCUCAGAUAGCUAUACAGGAUAUUUUCAAUUCUGGAGCAAUAAAUUCUGCUACAGAUUUCCAAAUAUAUCUUGAGGUUGCUGGUCUUCCUGGCCUUGAUUUUGCAUAUACAGAUAUGACAUCCGUGUAUCACACAAAGAAUGACAAAAUGGAGCAUUUGAAACCUGGAUCCCUUCAGCAUAAUGGAGAAAAUAUGCUUGCCUUCCUAGUACAUGCUGCUUCAUCACAAAAAUUUAUGGAAGAUGCACACCAGGCAAAGCAAGAGAGCAUAGAGCAGAAGAAAGCUAUCUUCUUUGACAUUCUGGGAAAGUACAUGGUGGUCUAUCCACAACGACUAGCAACCAUGUUUCACAACUCAAUAAUAUUCCAAUCACUUCUAAUAUUGGGAACAUUACUGCUUAUGGGCAGAUGCUCUACGCUUGUGUCCUUCGGAAUAUCAUGUUUGAGCAUUAUUUUGACGUUGAUAUUUUCGAUCUUCUUACCAGUUGUGGUUGCAUUUGCCCUGCCACAUAUUUGUCCCUUUCCUAUCUCAUUUGUUGCAAAUCCAUGGUUAGUUAUUGGCUUAUUUGGUUCACCUGCAUUACUUGGGGCAUUCAUUGGCCAACACAUUGGAUUUAUUCUCCUCAAGAAGCAAAUUAAACACGUGUAUUCAAGAACAAAGCCUGGUCUAACUGGUAAUAAGAUGGAUUAUAUUGUUGGUCUAGAAGCUGAGAGGUGGAUUUUCAAAUCUGGUUUUCUCCAAUGGCUCAUAGUUUUGAUACUCGGAACCUAUUUGGAGGUCGGAGCAUCCUAUAUAGCACUCAUCUGGCUUGUUUCGCCUGCCUUUGCAUAUGGCCUUAUGGAAGCAAAACUAUCUCCUCUAAGGUCAUCUAAACAUCUUAAGGUUGUUACAUUGGUCCUGGCUUUAGCUUUGCCAGUUGUGUCAUCUGCUGGUUUGGUUAUUCGCAUGGUUGAUGUGAUGAUUGGCACUAUUGUACGUGCAGAUAGGAACCCCGGUGGACUACCAGGCUGGCUUGGAAAUGUAGGCGUUGCUGUUGUCAUCGCAAUAGUCGUGUCCUUUAUGUUGGUGUAUCUUCUUUCAUAUGUCCAUAUUUCAGAUGCGAAAAGAGCACUUCUUACUGUAUUAUGUGCAGUCUUUGGUCUUUCCAUUGUACUGGUAUCAGGUGGCAUUGUUCCAGCAUUCACAGAGGAUAUUUCCCGUACUGUAAAUGUUGUGCAUGUUGUUGAUACUACGAGAAUGAAUGAUGGAAGCACGGAACCAUUAUCCUAUGUAUCCUUGUUUUCGCACACACCUGGAAAGUUGACACAGGAAUUGACGGACCUUACAGGGGAAGAAUUUUCUUGCGGAAGGAAUAUGACAAUUGAUUUUGCGACAUUUACCAUGAUGUAUGGCUGUAGGAGUUACAAACAGAGCAAUAUUGGGUGGAGCCAACCAGAAGUUCCUGUGCUCCAUGUUGAAAGUGAUUCUGCUACUGAUGAUGCACGUAGAACAGUAGUGUCAGUUGAUACUAAGUCAUCUACUCGUUGGUCGUUGGCAAUCAAUAAACAGGAAAUUAGCGACUUCACUGUUCAUGUGGAUUCAAAUAACUUGGUUGAGCUGGGUGGUAAGAGCAAGGUCGAUGGAUGGCAUACAGUCCGCUUUGCAGGUGGCAAGAGCUCACCAACAAAAUUCAAGUUAACCCUUUUCUGGUCAAGUAAUGCAACACAUGCAUCUGCAGAAGAAGCUAAAUCAGAAGACCUUUCUCCCUUGGUGAAACUAAGAACGGAUGUGAAUAGAGUUACACCAAUGGUUGCGAUGGUUCUUGAGAAGCUUCCUGGUUGGUGUACACCUUUUGGCAAGUCCACGUCUCCCUACACACUGGCUUUCUUGACUGCUCUUCCUAUUGAUAUUUAGGCAAAAUACAUUGUUCGAUCCCCCAAGUUUUAGUUGUUUGAUGUCACAAAUAAAACUUCAGGUCGAGUACUGGUUGUAAUAAAGACUAUGGAAAAUUGAAUGCAGGGAUAUAUUUGAGACAUUCUGCAUUGUCCAUUUGC